Micropterus salmoides (largemouth bass) is the source of this 2033-nucleotide messenger RNA. RefSeq names its product transmembrane protein 177 (gene tmem177). NCBI's taxonomy places the organism in Eukaryota, Metazoa, Chordata, Actinopteri, Centrarchiformes, Centrarchidae. The transcript is spliced from 3 exons. Bases 688 to 1620 code for a protein of 310 amino acids. The record is from RefSeq and is a predicted model, not a curated record.
UUGUUUGUUUAUGAAGACAGUAAGUGCGGGUCGUUGUUAGCCUCGCUGUGUUUGCGGUCAGUGAGCUCAUGCUAAAGUGCGUCAGUUUGCAGCGGUAGAGUUGGUUAACUUCACUUUUGCGACAUUUUAGUAUCGUUUUUUUUGUGUGUUUUAGCGGCUGGAAAUGCCUAGAGGAUGUGACUUGCAUGUACUGCCUGGCUAACUUGUACUGGGGCAGUGCAGGGAAAUCCAAACAUUGCAGUAUCUUCGACUUAUGAUGCUAAUAUUGUGACUGACAUGUGAAUGACAUGUGCAUGGUCCUCUAUUCAGCUUGGACUUAAAACCCAAACAACAAGAGGAAGAUUAUACUGGAUUGUUGUCAACUGUCAAAUUAAUCCCCACCUGUUUAAUCGGUUUGAGUUUAAUCUUUAUAAAUGUAAAUAUUUUCUGGUUUCAUUACUCGUCUGUGACAGUAAAUUGAAUAUCUUUGGGUUGUGGCCAAAACAAGGCAUUUAACUUGACUUCUUCUUGUGCUUUGGGAAACUGAACACUUUAUAGACUAAAUAAUCGAGAAAAUGAUUGACAGAUUAAUCGACAAUUAAAAGGGCAACUCUUAAGGAUUAUAUUAAUAGUAGAUUCCACGUACUGAAGUCUGCAGCAGCUAAAAAGCAACUGACACAACAUCAAAAAAUAAAAUAAAAACGUGACAUGGCGUCCCGCUUCCUCAAGUACUCAGUGCUCCUUCAGAAGUACCGGACUCCGCUGCUGAUUGCGAGCUGUGGCGGGGUCUUUGCAGCCAACAUGUUCUACCACGUUUUCCCUGACAAGUCCUACCGUCAGCUCUAUCAGGCCUGGCACAAAGGAGAGCCAGUCACUCUGUCUGAAAAGCUCGAGGAUCUUUUCCAGCAGGUGCUGAAGGAUUAUGGUAUCAGCUCACCCAAGAAUUUUUCUGCCUUCGCCUCCUUUGGGUUUCAUCCGGUUGGUGCUGGUGUCCCUUGGCUUCCUGCAGGGGCCCAAAUUGGCCUCCCAGCAAACUUUAACAGCACGGUCGACGACCCGAGCGGAAUCACAAACCGCACCGUUUUCAUCAACGGCAAAGCGGUGGACUGGAGCAGCGAUGCUGGCUCUGCUCUAAAGGAGGCGCUGGUGUUUUCCCUUGAGGCCCAGAAGUUUGCCAUAGCUCGAGAAGUGGCCCGCUUGCAGUCCGGAGGGCCUGUUGUGAGUGCCGCCGUUGCCCCACUCUGUCUGGGUGGGGUUUGGGUGUACAGCGUGGUGCUAAAGCAGAUGUUUGGGCUCCACGUCGGGCCUGCGCUGUUUCGCGGAGGUGUGAAUGUUGUGGCGCUGGGGCUUGGUGCCGUGUCCUACUUCCUCACCUCGGAUGCUGUCAGCCAGUGGAUUGACUUUAGCUCAGACCGGCGUGCAGCGGGAGUGUCCCGUGAUUAUGCCCAAGGAGGGGUCGAGUUUUACGAUAAGAUUUUGUCCAGAAACAAGACGCUGCGCUCCCUCAUGGGGCGGCAGGGAGAGGACAUGUACGCUCCCAGUGGGAACUUGUUUCCUGCUCACCUCCUUCAGCUGAAACACACACCGUACACAUCCAGGAGGGAAGGGAUCCUCGCUCUGCUCAAAGAGGAGAAAGUUUGAAAAGGAAUCAUAGGAGGUGGACUGUUGUUUUGGGAAUAAAAAUGGAGGUCAAUGGGCCUCACCUGAGCCCAUAAUGAUACAAUGUAAGUUCAAUUAUCUCUGAAUAGAGGGGCUCCUGAGCUUUUUGCCACAAAAAACCCUGGCCAAAAGAAUUGUUAAUAUAUUUUUCAUAUAAAAAUGUCAUCCCACAUGGGUUGAAUAAACAUUUUAUGAAUCUUGAAGUGUGGAACCAUUCAAAUUACUAUUAUAUUAUUCAAAUAAGUCAGUCCUGGGGUGUGAAAUGUUUGGUGGCCAGUGUGACUUAUUUGUCCAACAAAGACAAUAUUUGGAGGGUUUAUUCUGGACCCAAUGUACAAAUAAACACUUUUUGAAGCCUGUCGGAGCAUGUGAUGAAAUAUAUGUUGUUGAAAAGA